AUGAGUGCCCUCAGAUAUUUAGUCCCCCCCUCCCCAAAUCUCCGAACCUGGUGUCCCCUGACGAGGAGCACCUUCUCCACGACCUGCGGACGUCUGGAGGGCCAAAAGACUGGCCUAUUCUCAAGGAUCAAGAGCAUCUUCUCAGGUGCAUCAGAGAAUAUAAUCGACCAUCAAAGAAGAACCCUAAUGGGUUUCGAGUCAACCGCAAAAACCCCUGAAAAUCGAAUAAAAUACAUAAACAUACCCCCGAAGAACGAGGACGCUGGCUUCCGAAAGGAGUGGGGUGUCAGCAUCUCGGACAGCUCCAUCGAGAAGGAAGUCACCGAGGAGCACACGCCCAACUACGUCCUCAAGCAGAAAUGGGGUGUGAAUUUGUACGAGCCGAUUAAGGCUAAAAAAAGGCAAUCAAGACGAUUCCUCCCGCAGAUUCCGCAACGCGAGAUGAAGUCAUCGGACCUGACUUCAAUGCUGGAGAGGCAGUUCAUGGAUUCCAUAGAGAGGCACAAAGUUGAGAUGAGACACGAGAGUCCACCACCGAUCAUCGACCCGGGGAUCUCCAUUGUGCCUCCAAUUGACGAUGAACUAGAACCUCUGAAGCCGAAGGAAGAAUCAGAAUCGCCGAUGGCAUUGGGAGAAGCGAAAGAAGUGAAAGAAGUGAAAGCUGACUCGGGACAUCUGUGGAUCGACGAGAGAUCACCUACUGAAGACGUCGAGGACGAAAUUGCUGCCUGGCAGGAGGUGAUGGCCCGGACGAAGCUUCGGGUGGAGGAGAUGGCGCUGGCCGAGAAGAUGAAGAAGUUUGAAGCAGAGAAGAAGAUGCACGAAGAGAAGUUCUCGAUUCUUCCCGAGGCACCUGCGCCCAAGCUGGACGUAGCCGUGAUCAAGCCUCUGGACUCGAAGCUUCAGGAGUACGUGAACCCAAGUGAGGCGAUGCUCGAUGUCAAGAAUAUGCCGCACCGCGUGGAUUCUAAGAAGUUUCAUACGUUGAGUUUGUUCUUCCUAUGUCUGUCGAUGGGAGGCCCCGGGAAGUUUGACGACGAGGGGGAGACGCAGUUCCUCCCCGUGAGCAUCGCUGAUGGUGUUGAGGGCUCCGAGGAGGGGUUGGAGAAUCAAGCAGGUGAUGCUGAAGUUGCAGAGCAUCUGGACGCAGCAGAAUCCGAAGAAGUACAUGAGGACAUCGAGGGCAUCCAGAAGAUCGCGGAGGGGAGCGGUCUGAAGAUGACUGAAGAGGAGAGUGUCGAGCCGAAGAUGAAGGAUUUUGAUGAUUACGUCAGGAUUCCGGGAGAUCCCUAUCCCUUCAAAAGAGAAUACUUCGAGAAAUGGCAGACGCCUCAUGGGAGUCCACUGACCAGAGAAAAUUCAUCGUAUUCCGAGCACAAACACGAAUAA
This is a messenger RNA of Diachasma alloeum, 1389 nucleotides long. RefSeq lists its product as uncharacterized. The record is from RefSeq and is a predicted model, not a curated record. NCBI's taxonomy places the organism in Eukaryota, Metazoa, Arthropoda, Insecta, Hymenoptera, Braconidae. Bases 1 to 1389 code for a protein of 462 amino acids. The transcript has 3 exons.